GCAUCGCCCCUUUUAUUCUUUAUGGAGUGACGGGUAUCGGUGGCCACACUAUCUGUUUUGGGAGUUCGCCUGAAACGCAUACCACGCGUUUCCGUAUUCAGAUGACGGGUGAUGAGGUGUUACAAAGCAAGUACGAUCGUUUAUGUGUCGAAUUUAAAAAGCUCAGGAACAAAUACAGAGAAUAUAGAGAUCAAGCGGAAAAAGAAAUCGCUUCCCUGCGCACAUUCAGAGAUACCGAUCACGAUAAAACUUUGCUCGUCUCCAAAUUAAAGAAAGAAUGUGCAGCACUUCGUGAACAAAACGAACGCCUGUUACUGGAGCAAACAAACUCCGCGAAAUGCACAGUACGAGUGACAGGUUUUGAAAAUAGCCAAGUCACGCCUCCACGGAAUGAGUCAGUUUCUUUUGAUGGUGGACUUACACCCGUCGAGGUAUCUGCUACAAACGGGAUUGGUUUGAACUCAGAAUCUUCAUUCGGGGUCGAGAAAUCAACCGAUUCUGUUUCCUCAGCUUGCACCACCCUCAGAAAUGUUUCCUGUAUGACUGACACUAGUGUAUCAGCUGCCACGACCAAAGAUAGUUUGGAUAAUAUCCUGGCUGACUUGGUUGACGCACUACGCAAUUGGACAGCAGCAGUGCUCUCUCGGGAACGAACUGUUAAUCUGUCGGAAUCUAAUUCAACUCUUGUCCUUCGCGCUAUCAAGCUUGAGCGCCAGGUUGGCGAAAUUUCCCACAACUAUCAACUGGACCGCGAACGGCAUAUAAUGGAAACCGAUAAACUGAGCUCCGAUCCAUCAUCCAAAGGCACUGAAGAAUCAGUCGAUGUGCCCAACUCGGACUCCGAUGGAUACGAAAAGUCGCUCAUCGAAUGGCUUCAAAUUCGAAUCCAUUCUCUGACUGAGCAGGCACAAUAUUUUGCCUCACUUGUUUCCAUUCUACAGGAUGAGAUCCGCUCGAUUGUUCCACGCAUCGUUUGUCUGGCUCGCGAGGCACAAUAUUACAAGGAGGAGGCCGCUGUGUCACACAUCCUCGUCGAGCAGUUGCAGACUUACCUUGAUCGGACCCAAUCGAACACCCUGAAACAAAGCAACGAGAUGGCAUCUCAUAUUGCGAAUCUUACAGACGAAUUACAACAGUUACGUGGGAUUCAUAGCCUCACACCGAAAGAGCCCCUGAUAACUGUCAAAAAGAAUUCCAUUUUUGGUGUCCUGAAACGGUGAAGCGAUGUUUAUAUUGAAAAGCCUCAACUAUCAGACCAACGAAGUUCGCAUUUCACGUUUCACUAUUGCCUUGUCUAACAGUUUCGGGUUAAUCAGUGAUUAUUCUGAACCAUCCGUCGCCGGGGUUCGGCAUUAUCCGGAUCUGUACACUAUGACCCUGGUUGGUCUAUGAAACUUAGAGCGUUACAGUUCCAUACAAUCUGUUGAGAUGUUUGAAUUUACAUCGUGCACGCUGCUCGAAACUCAGUUUACAACGAUGCUUUGUACAAUCCGACCCCUGUUCCAGCUUGUCCUACGAAUCGGCUGAUCAGAGAUCUCACAGCGUAUAUUUUCCUUUGUUUAUACGACCGCCUUUUUCGGUUUAGACUAUUGUCUUUUAUUUUGUACCGAUUAAACAUAGCUUGUCGCUGUACAAAUGCAUUACUUUUCUGCUCUUACAGUAUUUACUGUCUGGAGACAUUUUCAGGCAUGAUCCAUUCUGUUUGCUUCGAAGGAUUUCACGUGUUUCCGUUCAUGUGUUCUUAAGAAUUCUCCGUUACUGCGGCGAUUUUUUGCUUGGUGUAUCCAAAGGAAGCAAGCGGAUCACUGAAUUUUCAAGUGCGAAAUAUUCUAAAAUGUAAAUCGACUUUGCAUGAUUUCGGUGCCUUUCGGCAAUCGGUAUAUUGAACUAAAUCGCCAGCCUCUUUAUUUGUUAUAAUUUAGUUGCCACUGGACCUUUUGGUCUCAUGUUGCUCCGUCAUUAUCUGGACUCUAAUGCAUUAGCGCAUUGCUCAUUAGAUCACCG
Messenger RNA from Dicrocoelium dendriticum, 2004 nucleotides. NCBI's taxonomy places the organism in Eukaryota, Metazoa, Platyhelminthes, Trematoda, Plagiorchiida, Dicrocoeliidae. The record is from the annotation of a GenBank genome assembly.